Hippopotamus amphibius kiboko is the source of this 9957-nucleotide messenger RNA. RefSeq names its product DNA polymerase epsilon, catalytic subunit (gene POLE). Bases 137 to 7354 code for a protein of 2405 amino acids. Gene Ontology annotation, cellular component: nucleus; epsilon DNA polymerase complex. Gene Ontology annotation, biological process: DNA replication proofreading; mitotic cell cycle; DNA replication. The transcript has 49 exons. Gene Ontology annotation, molecular function: DNA binding; nucleotide binding; single-stranded DNA 3'-5' DNA exonuclease activity. NCBI's taxonomy places the organism in Eukaryota, Metazoa, Chordata, Mammalia, Artiodactyla, Hippopotamidae. The record is from RefSeq and is a predicted model, not a curated record.
GUUGCCGAAGAAAGCAAGCCUUAACACCUCCUACCCGGUUCAGCCUUCCCGCGCCCUUCCUAAAGGCAUUCACCUCAACCCACGCUAGUACAUUCUAGUCCUCAAAACAAGAGCAGGUACUAACAAGCCGGAAGGCAUGGACAGCAGCGGAUGCCGCGCAGAAGACAGAAGCUGGCGGGUGAAAGAUUUCUCCCCCGGGCCCCAUUCAGCCCGGACGGCCGUUACCUCCGGGGCAAGAGGGGCUGGAGCCCCCCAGGGCGCCGGCGGCGAUUGGAGCUCGGAGGGGCGGGGCACGACAAGCCUCCUGAUUGGGCAGCGGGGCGCUUCCGGUCUCUCGCGAGAGUUUGUGGGAGCGCGCCAAAUUUCUACGGGGAGGCGGCGGCGGCGGCGGCAGCAGCAGCAGCGUUGCGAGCGCAGCGCUAUGGUUCUGAGGAACAGCGGGCGGCGGCUUCCGGAGCCGGGCGCAGACGGCGAGGCCAGCCGGGACGAUGGCCCCUCCUCCUCUGUCUCGGCACUCAAGCGCCUGGAGCGCAGUCAGUGGACAGACAAGAUGGAUCUGCGGUUUGGUUUUGAGAGACUCAAGGAGCCUGGUGAGAAGACAGGCUGGCUUAUCAACAUGCACCCUACUGAGAUUUUAGAUGAAGAUAAACGCUUAGUUAGCGCAGUGGAUUACUACUUUAUUCAAGAUGAUGGGAGCAGAUUUAAGGUAGCCUUGCCCUACAAGCCAUAUUUCUACAUUGCAACCAGAAAGGGUUGUGAGCGAGAAGUUUCGUCUUUUCUCUCUAAGAAGUUUCAGGGUAAAAUUGCUAAAGUAGAGACUGUCCCUAAGGAGGAUCUGGACUUGCCAAAUCACUUGGUUGGUUUGAAGAGAAAUUACAUUAAGCUGUCCUUCAACACCGUGGAGGACCUCGUCAAAGUGAGGAAGGAGAUCUCCCCUGCUGUGAAGAAGAACCGGGAGCAGGGCCAUGCCAGUGAUGCCUAUACGGCCAUGCUCUCCAGUGUUCUGCAAGGGGGCAGUGUGAUUAUCGAUGAAGAGGAAACCUCUAAGAAGAUGGCCGACCAGUUGGACAACAUUGUGGACAUGCGAGAGUAUGACGUGCCCUACCACAUCCGCCUCUCCAUUGACCUGAAGAUCCAUGUGGCUCACUGGUACAAUGUCCGGUAUCGAGGAAGUGCCUUUCCAGUGGAAAUUGCCCGCCGUGAUGACCUCGUUGAGCGACCGGACCCUGUGGUUUUAGCAUUUGACAUUGAGACGACCAAACUGCCCCUCAAGUUUCCUGAUGCUGAGACCGACCAGAUUAUGAUGAUUUCCUAUAUGAUUGAUGGUCAGGGCUACCUCAUCACCAACAGGGAGAUCGUCUCAGAAGAUAUAGAAGAUUUCGAGUUCACCCCCAAGCCAGAAUAUGAAGGGCCCUUCUGUGUCUUCAAUGAGCCCGAUGAGGUUCAUCUAAUCCAGAGAUGGUUUGAACACAUCCAGGAGACCAAACCCACCAUCAUGGUUACCUAUAAUGGGGACUUUUUUGACUGGCCAUUUGUGGAGGCCAGAGCAAUGGUCCAUGGGCUGAGCAUGUACCAGGAGAUAGGGUUCCAGAAGGACAGCCAGGGGGAGUACAAAGCGCCCCAGUGCAUCCACAUGGACUGCCUCAGGUGGGUGAAGAGGGACAGUUACCUUCCCGUGGGCAGCCACAACCUCAAGGCGGCUGCCAAAGCCAAGCUGGGCUAUGACCCCGUGGAGCUGGACCCUGAGGACAUGUGCCGGAUGGCCACUGAGCAGCCCCAGACUCUGGCCACCUACUCGGUGUCGGACGCAGUGGCCACGUACUACCUGUACAUGAAGUACGUCCACCCCUUUAUAUUCGCCCUGUGCACCAUUAUCCCCAUGGAGCCCGACGAGGUGCUGCGGAAGGGCUCCGGGACGCUGUGUGAGGCCUUGCUGAUGGUGCAGGCCUUCCACGCCAACAUCGUCUUCCCCAACAAGCAGGAGCAGGAGUUCAACAAGCUGACGGAUGACGGCCACGUGCUGGAUGCUGAGACCUACGUGGGUGGCCACGUGGAAGCCCUCGAGUCGGGCGUGUUCCGCAGUGACAUCCCCUGCCGGUUCCGGAUGAAUCCUGCUGCCUUUGACUUCCUGCUGCAGCGGGUGGAGAAGACCAUGCGUCAUGCCAUCGAGGAAGAGGAGAAGGUGCCCAUGGAGCAGGUCACCAACUUCCAAGAGGUGUGUGAUCAGAUUAAGACCAAGCUCACCUCCCUGAAAGAUGUUCCUAACCGAAUUGAGUGUCCCCUCAUCUACCACCUGGACGUGGGGGCCAUGUACCCCAACAUCAUCUUGACGAACCGCCUGCAGGUGAGACAAAUUCUCACAUCAGAAUCAAGUUCUUUCUGCCUGGACCCUAAUUGCUCUCUUCCUCUCCCCUCACAGCCCUCUGCCAUGGUGGACGAGGCCACCUGCGCUGCCUGUGACUUCAACAAGCCUGGAGCAAACUGCCAGAGGAAGAUGGCCUGGCAGUGGAGGGGCGAGUUCAUGCCAGCCAGUCGCAGCGAGUAUCAUCGUAUCCAGCACCAGCUGGAGUCAGAGAAGUUCCCUGCUUUGACCCCAGAGGGCCCAGCCCGGGCCUUUCACGAGCUGUCCCGCGAGGAGCAGGCUAAAUACGAGAAGCGGAGGCUGGCAGAUUACUGCCGCAAGGCGUACAAGAAAAUCCAUGUGACCAAGGUGGAAGAGCGUCUCACCACCAUCUGCCAGCGGGAGAACUCUUUCUAUGUGGACACAGUGCGCGCCUUUCGGGACAGGCGCUACGAGUUCAAAGGUCUCCACAAGGUGUGGAAGAAGAAGCUCUCAGCGGCUGUGGAGGCGGGCGAUGCAGCAGACGUGAAGCGCUGCAGGAACAUGGAGGUCCUGUACGACUCCCUGCAGCUGGCGCACAAGUGCAUCCUCAACUCCUUCUAUGGCUACGUCAUGCGCAAGGGGGCCCGCUGGUACUCCAUGGAGAUGGCUGGCAUCGUCUGUUUUACGGGGGCCAAUAUCAUCACCCAGGCGCGGGAGCUGAUUGAGCAGAUCGGGAGGCCCUUAGAGUUGGACACAGAUGGUAUAUGGUGUGUCCUGCCCAACAGCUUCCCUGAAAACUUUGUCGUCAAGACAACCAGUGUGAAAAAGCCCAAGGCGACCAUCUCCUACCCUGGGGCUAUGUUAAACAUCAUGGUCAAGGAAGGCUUUACCAAUGAUCAGUACCAGGAGCUGGCUGAGCCUUCCUCACUCACCUAUGUCACCCGCUCGGAGAACAGCAUCUUUUUUGAGGUCGACGGACCCUACCUUGCCAUGAUCCUUCCAGCUUCCAAGGAAGAAGGCAAGAAACUGAAGAAGAGGUACGCCGUAUUCAACGAGGAUGGGUCCCUGGCUGAGCUCAAGGGCUUCGAGGUCAAACGCCGUGGGGAGCUGCAGCUGAUUAAAAUCUUCCAGUCCUCAGUGUUUGAGGCCUUCCUUAAGGGCAGCACCCUAGAAGAAGUGUAUGGCUCUGUUGCCAAGGUGGCUGAUUACUGGCUGGACGUGCUGUACAGCAAGGCAGCUAACAUGCCUGAUUCUGAGCUAUUUGAGCUGAUCUCUGAGAACCGUUCAAUGUCUCGGAAACUGGAAGAUUAUGGGGAGCAGAAGUCGACGUCCAUUAGCACGGCCAAGCGCCUGGCUGAGUUCCUGGGAGAUCAGAUGGUGAAGGACGCAGGGCUGAGUUGCCGCUACAUCAUCUCCCGGAAGCCUGAGGGGUCUCCAGUCACAGAGAGGGCCAUUCCACUCGCCAUUUUCCAGGCAGAGCCCACAGUGAGGAAGCACUUUCUCCGGAAAUGGCUUAAGAGCUCUUCCCUUCAAGACUUUGAUAUUCGCACGAUUCUGGAUUGGGACUACUACAUCGAGCGGCUGGGAAGUGCCAUACAGAAGAUCAUCACCAUCCCUGCGGCGCUGCAGCAGGUGAAGAACCCAGUACCACGUGUCAAACACCCUGACUGGCUGCACAAAAAACUUCUGGAGAAGAAUGACAUCUACAAGCAGAAGAAAAUCAGUGAGCUUUUCAUCCUGGAGGGCAAGAGACAGGUGGGCGUGGCCCAGGCUUCAGAAGGUGCCCAGAGCCAUGGCACCCCUGACAUGGAGGACUUCGGCCUCCCAAAGCCACUCCGUCCAGCAGUGCCUGUUGCUACCAAGAGGAAGCGUAUCCUCUGGGAGAGCCAGGAGGAGUCGCAGGGCCUGGAGCUGACAGUGCCCUGGCAGGAGAUCUUGGGGCAGCCUCCGGCGCUCGGAACCACCCAGGAAGAGUGGCUGGUCUGGCUCCGGUUCCACAAGAAGAAGUGGCAGCUUCAGGCUCGACAGCGCCUUGCUCAGAAGAAGAGGCGUCGUCUGGACGGGGCAGAGGGCACGCUGAGGCCUGGGGCCAUCCGAGAGGGGCCCUCCGCAGGGCUGGGGGGCUUCUUCCAAAGAACUGCUCGCAGCAUUCUUGACCUCCCGUGGCAGAUUGUGCAGAUCAGCGAGACCAGCCAGGCUGGCUUGUUCAGGCUGUGGGCUGUCAUCAGCAGUGACCUGUAUUGCAUCAAGCUGAACAUCCCCCGGGUGUUCUACGUGAACCAGCGGGUGGCCAAAGCAGAGGAAGGCCCUUCCUAUCGGAAGGUGAAUCGAGUCCUUCCUCGCUCCAAUGCAGUCUACAAUCUCUAUGAGUAUUCUGUGCCAGAGGACAUGUACCAGGAACACAUCAACGAGAUCAACACUGAGCUGGCGGCUCCAGACAUCGAGGGCGUAUACGAGACUCAGGUUCCAUUAUUGUUUCGGGCCCUGGUGCACCUGGGCUGUGUGUGUGUCGUCAAUAAACAGCUGGUGAGGCAUCUUUCAGGCUGGGAGGCAGAAACCUUCGCCCUUGAGCACCUGGAGAUGCGCUCUCUGGCACAGUUCAGCUACCUGGAACCAGGGAGCAUCCGCCACAUCUACCUGUACCACCAUGCACAGGGCCACAAAGCUCUCUUCGGCGUCUUCAUGCCCUCACAGCGCAAGGCAUCUGUGUUUGUGUUGGAUACCGUGCGAAGCAACCAGAUGCCCAGCCUCAGCGCCCUGUACUCAGCCGAGCACAGCCUCCUGUUGGAGAAAGUGGGCCCUGAGCUCCUGCCCCCUCCAAAGCACACUUUUGAAGUUCGGGCUGAAACAGACUUGAAGGUCAUCUGCAGAGCCAUCCAGCGCUUCCUGCUGGCCUACAAAGAGGAGCGCCGUGGGCCCACACUCAUCGCUGUGCAGUCCAACUGGGAGCUGAAGAGGCUGGCUGGCGAAGUUCCCGUCCUGGAGGAAUUCCCGCUGGUGCCCGUCCGUGUGGCUGAUAAGAUCAGCUACGGGGUCCUGGACUGGCAGCGCCACGGAGCCCGCCGCAUGAUCCGGCACUACCUCAACCUGGACACGUGUCUGUCCCAGGCCUUCGAGAUGAGCAGGUACUUCCAUGUCCCCAUUGGGAAUCUACCUGAGGACAUCUCUACCUUUGGCUCCGACCUCUUCUUUGCCCGCCACCUCCAGCGCCACAAUCACUUGCUCUGGCUGUCUCCCACGUCACGCCCUGAUCUGGGUGGGAAGGAGGCUGACGACAACCGGCUCAUCAUGGAGUUUGAUGGCCAAGCCCCAGUGGAGAUCAACAGCUCAGGCUGUUACUCCACAGUGUGCGUGGAGCUGGACAUUCAGAACCUGGCCGUCAACACCAUCCUGCAGUCUCACCACGUCAAUGACAUGGAGGGGGCCGACAGCAUGGGCAUCAGCUUCGACGUGAUCCAGCAGGCCUCCCUGGAGGACAUGAUCACGGGCAACCAGGCCACCAGCGCCCCCGCCAGCUACGACGAGACAGCCCUCUGCUCCAGCACCUUCAGGAUCCUGAAGAGCAUGGUGGUGGGCUGGGUGAAGGAGAUCACGCAGUACCGCAACAUUUACGCCGACAACCAGGUGAUGCACUUCUACCGCUGGCUGCGGUCCCCGGCCUCUCUGCUCCACGACCCCGCCCUGCACCGCACACUGCACAGCAUGAUGAAGAAGCUCUUCCUGCAGCUCAUCGCUGAGUUCAAGCGCCUGGGGUCGUCGGUCGUCUAUGCCAACUUCAACCGCAUAAUCCUGUGCACCAAGAAGCGGCGAGUGGAGGACGCCCUUGCCUACGUGGAGUACAUCACCAGCAGCAUCCAUUCUAAAGAGAUCUUCCAUUCUUUGACAAUCUCUUUCUCUCGAUGCUGGGAAUUUCUUCUCUGGAUGGACCCCUCUAACUAUGGUGGCAUCAAAGGAGAGGUUCCAUCUCGUGUUCACUGUGGGCAGCAAGACUCCCCAGAAGAGGGCAGAGCAAAGGGGGAGGAACCUGAGGAGGAGGAGGAGGAGGAAGAAGAGGAGGAAGAGGGAGGCGCACAGGAGCUGGAUGUCGAGGACUUGCUGGAAAACAACUGGAACAUCCUGCAGUUCCUGCCGCAGGCAGCCUCCUGCCAGAGCUACUUCCUCAUGAUCGUUUCAGCGUACAUCGUGGCCGUGUACCACAGCAUGAAGGAAGAGCUGAGACGCAGCAUCCCGGGCAGCACCCCCGUGAGGAGGAGGGGGCCCAGCCAGCUCUCCCAGGAGGCCCAAGGGGAGGCCGGAGCUCUUCCUGGAAUGAUCACCUUCUCACAAGAUUACGUGGCAAAUGAACUCACUCAGAACUUCUUCACCAUCACGCAGAAGAUUCAGAAGAAAGUCACGGGCUCUCGGAACUCGACUGAGCUCUCAGAAAUGUUUCCUGUCCUCCCCGGUUCUCACCUACUGCUCAAUAACCCCGCUUUGGAGUUCAUCAAAUAUGUGUGCAAGGUCCUGUCGCUGGACACGAACAUCACAAACCAGGUGAACAAGCUAAACCGAGACCUGCUUCGCCUGGUAGAUGUGGGCGAGUUCUCGGAGGAAGCCCAGUUCCGAGACCCCUGUCGCUCCUACGUGCUCCCUGAGGUCAUCUGCCGCAGCUGUAACUUCUGCCGGGACCUGGACCUGUGCAAAGACCCCUCCUUCUCUCAGGAUGGGGCCGUGCUGCCUCAGUGGCACUGCUCCAACUGUCAGGUAGCCUACGACUCGUCAGUGAUUGAGAUGGCACUGGUGGAAUCCCUGCAGAAGAAACUUAUGGCCUUCACCCUGCAGGACCUGGUCUGCCUGAAGUGCCAGGGUGUGAAGCAGACCAACAUGGCCGUGUACUGUAGCUGUGCCGGGGGCUUCUCCCUCACCAUCCACACCAAGGUCUUCAUGGAGCAGGUUGGAAUCUUCUGGAACAUCGCCCAGCACUAUGGCAUGUCGUACCUCACGGAGACCCUGGAGUGGCUGCUGCAGCAGAACCCCCAGCUGGGCCGUUAGCAACCUGGGCAGUGUCCCCAUCCUCUGCUCUGACUGCCCACAGCCAAGAUGGGACCCAGGAAGACAGCCUGCAGGGAGCUCUCGGGGGCAGGUCAUGCAGCCCAGGGAAACUGUGAACCCUCUGGAGCAAGAAGGGGCUCCAGCUCCAGGUGCCGGGGCCCAGCCUCGGUCAGGGCAGCCCUCUCCAGGCCCAGGAGGCGUCUCCAGCGAGGCACCCCAGGGCUGGUUUCUCGCUGGAUGAACACCCGUCUGCCGCUGCUGCUCUGCCCUCCCUGUGGCCCCAGCCUUCCUGCCCUCUCUUCUGCCACCCUGAGGGGCCCUCGGAGGUCUAUUUGAGCCGAGACCCCGAGGGUGGCUGGAAGCCAGACCCAGGGCGAGGGUCACCUGAGUGGGAGUCUGCAGCCCCAACUCUGCGGUCCCUUGCUUCUGGGAGAGACGCCGUCCUACCCUCCAUGCCAGCAGCGUGCGGGCUGCGUCCAGGGGACCUGAGCGUCUCCCAUGCACUGAGUUCUGGGGCUUGGGCUCCUCUGUCUGUGGAGGCUCCCGGUCAGGGCAGGGUUUGCCCGAGUGUCCGGAUCAGGUGCAUUCACCUCGUUGGCAGCAGCGGGAUGCGGGGUGGGGGCGGUCUCAGAGCGGGGCUCAGCCACAGCGGGGCACAGCACCCCUCCUUCUGAACCUGCCUGUGCUGGGUGGGGGCCACAACAGCCGGGUGCCCAGGGACCCCGGAGGGACGAGGGGCACCAUUAUUUCAGACUUUGACAUCAUAUGUUAGCACCUGGAUUCUAGAAAAAUACUUCUUCACAUGCAAGACUAGGUUCUUUCCUUCAGCUCUGAGGGGUGGGGGGAAGAGGAUGGAGAAAAGAGCAACAGCAGUUUUAUGGGGAUUGAGGCAGGUCUGUUCUUGCUUCUCAGCCUCAGGGAUCAGUCUGACCCCAAGGGCCUGCCCAACCUCUUACUGCUGAGGCAGAGUGGGUCCUCAGGCUGGGCCUCCUUUAAAAUGUGACAUGCAGCCACCAGCUUGUUCAGGGCCCUGUUGCUGCACAGAGAUGUGGGCUGUGCUGUUUUCCCCUCCCAGGUGGGGCUGAGAGAGGAGAACGAGCCAGGUGGGGGAGUCUGCCUGACAGCAGCCCCAGAACAUAACACCAGCUCCAUGCACUGCAUUUUUAACUAAAUGCAACUUGGAAGCACAAGAAAACCAGCCAGACUGUCAAGGCAGCAAACAUUAAAUGUGAAUCAUAAACUCAGAAACCCCAAAUGGAUGGACAGUGGGGCCCCACUGUUGGCUCUGGAGCCUGGUUUAAAUUCGUUCUUGUUAUCUAAUUUUACACUUUGGAUUUUCAUUUUAAUUUCACACUUUGACAUUUCCAGCAAUUUUUACUGUAUGUUUGUGCACUGCACCUGGGCCUCUGGAAGGAAGGAAAGAAGACUAAGUAACUGACGUCUGUCUGUCUGGGUUUGUUGGCCCACUGGGCGCGUCCUGGCCCAGUGACUGUAAGAAACCUGAGUCUGCUUGGAAGGUGAUGGAGCCCGUCAGCCCCCAGAUGGAGAUCAAAUCAAAUUAGGGCCGGAUGGGGGAGGAGGAGGGCUAACCAGGCUUCCUGGAAGCGGAGCCAGAGAAGUCCCAGGGGAGCAGAGGAGUGAGGAGGUGGGGCUGCAGGCCUCACCCCACAUUGUGCUCCCUGUGCCAGGGCAGGGGCUCCACGGCUCCCAGCAGCUCCUUUGGAGGCCACCUUAGGGGCUAGGGGCAUUUGGCUAGGGGCAUUAGGGGCUAGGACCCGUGGAGGGUCCCAGGGUCACUCUCAUGCUUGGGGAUGGGAAACCUGACCUGGUCCUGGUUCUUGAGCUGCAUCCAGGCCCCAACUGGAAAAGCUGGUUUUUCUGAAACUAGAGUCUGGAUGUCUGAGCCAGACAUUUAGGAUGUUACAGGCACUCCAGUGACCCAGGGAGCUGACGUCCCAAGCAUAGGAAACUCUGCAAGGUGGCUGGGUGGGGGCUUUUCAAGGGUUUGCUGGCUCCAGUGAGGGGUGCUGGCAGGUGGGAAGGCCACUUCUGACCUUGGGAGUGAUGGCAUCAUGGGUGAAAUGAUCUGUAGGAGGCACUAUGCCUCCUCAGACCUGUGUGCCCGUCAUCACUGUUGCUGAGGAAACCACCAUCCAGCCAGGUCCUGGUGUCCUCAGAGCAGGGCCUAGCCAGGCAGAGCUGCUAAAUAGAAUGACCAUUGUAGCAUCCAAAGAUGUAACCAGAUUACCCGCAGGCCUGAUCUGACUAGUGCUGGCUCCCCACGUGCUUCCAACCUUGCCCUGCCCUGCCCUGUCCACCUCUAUUCCCUAGCCCCAAAUUCCUUCCCCCAACCCCCAUUUUAAAUGGAGCCUCAGCGCCUGGGCAGGUGUUUUGGUGUCUACCUAAGCUUUCAUUUUCCUUGGGUACAACUCAUCACCUCCUUCCUGGCUUCCUUCUCAGGAGGCACCACCCUUUUCAUAUUUUGAGGUGUGGAGUCUGGGAUGAGCCCUUUGGGAACCUGGUAAAUGCACUGACUUAAGGACAGGUGCUGGGAUGAGUUUGGAGUCCUUGUGCGCGCUUAGCCCAUGUGUCCCCCACGUGCA